CUUUAAAUAAUUUGCUCUCUGUGCAAAACCAGAGACAAUCUAACCUCUUCUGUUCCCCAGCAAAAAUUUAAGGCUAAUAAAUUCAAAAUGUUAAACCUUUUUUCGGCAAUUUUAUUUUUGCUUCGCUUUGGCAACUUCGUGAGAGAUUUUCGUAGUAUCCGACGAACAGCAACACAGCAACAGCAACAGGUUGCUAAGAAACGUGGUUUUAGGGGUUAAGGGGGCUGGAAGCCCCUGCUUCUAGUUCCAUUCAACUUCAGCCUAAUGCGUAAAUUUAGUGAAUGGUCAAUAAGUGCAGACGAAAGAGGAGAACCCCGACGUUGGUGAUGUGGCCGUCGCAGUGGCAAUGUGUUACUGUGGUGCAGUUGCUGCUGCAACUGAGUGACAUGUUAAUUAGUCGCUUACAUGACAGCAGUUUGCUGCCAAGGCAUUGCCAAAAUGCUAAUUUCCACAUUGGGCAACCGCUGAGACGCGGAAAAGCGCGGAAUAUGGAAAACGAGCCGGGUUCGCGGAGUUGUGCAAUUUAUAAUUGAGCAAUUUGCCAGAGACUGAUUUAUUUGUGGAUCCCCAAAUGGGAUUAAAACGGACUGUGUCUCUCGAAUGCAAUAUGAAUUGCUGGGAAAACAAGAUCAAAUGUACCAACAACAAGACGGCUGAAAAGCACCUGGUUUGUGGUUAAUAAAUCUUCAAAAAUGCAUCGAAUUUUUAACCUAUCUCACAAUUUUGUUUGUAUAAAAUCGGUUAGUCUUUAUUACCGUUUUAGGGAGUGUGUCGAAUUACUCGUACGAUACUCCUAAAAAAAAUAAAACGAGAUUUAGUUCCUAAGUAACAUUUACUCUCUCAAGUUAUAACAUUGAAUGUUCCAGCUCGCGAUCAAUUUUCUAUACGCCUUUUUGGCCUGCGGUCAUUAUGGAAUCCACGCAAAUGAUGUGUGUCCUCGAAUGUCAACGCACAAGGAAGUGUGUCUUGUUGAACUAGACCCAGUGCUCCAGUACAUUUCCAACAACCAUAAGAACCACUGGAACUCUGCUAACGCCAUUCAAAUAAAUGUAACCCGGAAACAACUGACUAAGAUUGAAGGUCAGGAGAAAGAAAUAAACGACAAGUUAAAAGUAAUACAGGAAAAAAUGGAUAGCGAAUUUAAUGCUCUAAAAGCGAAGACAAAGAAUGUAAAAAAUAUUCAACGGGAUUUGGCAAGUCUGGAGCUGCAAUUGCAAGAGACGAGGAUAGCCCUUAACCUUUCUGUGGAAGCCAAAAAAGUGAUGCCGAAAGUAGAGAUCCCUACCAAUUUUCAGAAAAUUGGCUGGAGGCAUUUUUUCAUCGAGAAUAAACACAAAGUGAAUUGGUUUGAAGCAACGAGCAAGUGCCAUAAAAUGGGUGGUCACCUGCUGACAAUCCAGAGCGGAGAGGAAUUAGGUGCUAUUCGUACGGAACUUGAGGUCAUCCAAGAGAAAAACCCUGACUUCUGGCUGGACAUCAACGACAUUGCCAAAUGGGGCGAAUUCGUUUCUUUAACAACUGGAGGGAAUCCACCUUUCUUUAAAUGGCAGAAACUCAGGCCUCAGGUGAAAAUUCAUCAGCGCUGUGUUUACUUACAUGGUGGAGAAAUGAUGGAUGGAAAGUGCAGCGAACAUUUUUUUUUUAUUUGCCAACUUGCAGUACAUUAAUAGAAUAUAUUGAUGCUGCACACUAUGUAAUUAAUUUUUAUGGAUUUCUUAUACGCGAGACGAUCUCUUACGCUUGGAUGAUGUGUAGUAAAAAUAAACAGUUUUGUUGCAUAAAAAUAGAUCGUUCCGGUGUGUUACCUGAAUACGAGGU
Drosophila teissieri is the source of this 1818-nucleotide messenger RNA. RefSeq names its product accessory gland protein Acp29AB (gene lectin-21Ca). The record is from RefSeq and is a predicted model, not a curated record. The coding region runs from base 858 to 1667 and encodes 269 amino acids. Lineage: Eukaryota; Metazoa; Arthropoda; Insecta; Diptera; Drosophilidae. The transcript has a single exon.